AUGACUCAUUCGUUGAGUUCGUGGGAAAGGCCCUUCCUGAAUAACAUCGUCCCUCUCCCCAUCUCUCUCUAUAUAUAUCUUUCUCUCUCUCUCCAUAUAUACUUAUCUCUCUCUUUCUCAGUCCCAACGGUCUCUCUCUACAUAUAUACUUCUCUCUCUCUCUCUCUCUUUCUCAUUCCCAUCUGUCUCUCUCUAGAUAUAUACUUCUCUCUAUCAUUCUCAUCCAUAAAUACUUCUCUCUCUCAUUCCCAUUUGUCUCGCUCUACAUAUAUACCUCCCUCUCGUUCCCAUCUCUCUCUCUCCGUCUCUCUCUCUCUGCAUACAUACUUCUCUCUCAUUCCCAUCUGUCUUUCUCUUUCUAUGUAUAUAUCUCUCUCAUUCCCAUUUGUCUCUAUCUACAUAAAUACUUCUCUCUCUCAUUCCCAUCUGUCUCUCUCUACAUAUAUACUUCCCACUCAUUCGCAUCUCUCUCAAUCUCUGCAUACAUACUUCUCACUCUCAUUCCCAUCUGUUUUUCUCUAUAUAUACUUUCUCUCUCUCUCUCUCUCUCUCACUGCCAUCUGUCUCUCUUUACAUAUGCACCUGUCUGUCAUUGCUAUCCCUUUCUUUUUGGAUAUAUACUUCUCUCUUUCUCUCUUACUCUCACUCUCUCUCAUUCCAUCCGUCUCUACACAUAAAUACUUCUCAUUCUCUCUCUCUCUCGUUCCCAUCUGUUUUUCACUACAAAUAUACUUCUCUCUCUCCAUAUAUAUUUUCUCCCUCUACCUCUCUCUCUCUCUACAUAUAUACACCUUUCUUAUUCCCAUCUGUCUCUCUCCAUAUAUACUUCUCUCUCUCAUUCCCAUCCGUUUCUCCCUCUCCUUAUAUACUUCUCUCUCACUCAUUUCCAUCUCUCCUUCUCUAUAUAUACUUCCUCGUUCUCAUCCGUCUCUCUCUACAUAA
Messenger RNA from Acanthosepion pharaonis, 942 nucleotides. The record is from the annotation of a GenBank genome assembly. Lineage: Eukaryota; Metazoa; Mollusca; Cephalopoda; Sepiida; Sepiidae.